Messenger RNA from Chanos chanos (milkfish), 948 nucleotides. RefSeq names its product proline-rich protein 5-like. The coding region runs from base 1 to 948 and encodes 315 amino acids. Gene Ontology annotation, biological process: TORC2 signaling. The transcript has 8 exons. Gene Ontology annotation, cellular component: TORC2 complex. Lineage: Eukaryota; Metazoa; Chordata; Actinopteri; Gonorynchiformes; Chanidae. The record is from RefSeq and is a predicted model, not a curated record.
AUGCUGGACCUGUUUGCCUGGUCUUGGUUUGAUGUACAGCAGACAGGUGAACUCUCUACUCUAAUGGACCUUCCACAGCUCACUGUCAGCUCAAACGCAUCACACAGCUCAAGACUCAGCCUUCUCAACAGAAUCUAUCCUGCAGUGAACAGGGUAUUUAGAGGGGAAGGCCUUCAAAUGAAUGAACUGUACUCCUUGACUCAGUGCAUAAGGCACCUGUUGAAGACAGAGAUGGGAUCUUUCAUCACAACCUACUUUCAGAAUCAGCUUCUCCCCAGAGGUCUCGCCCAUCUUUUGGAGGAAAUUCAACAGUGCGAAAGGCACAGCCAGCUUCUGCUCUUAGCAGAAAUAUGGAACAAUUUUUUCUCUGAGAUUUUGCCAACUUUGCAAGCCAUAUUCUAUCCACUACAGGGACAGGAACUUACAGUGAGGCAGAUGGCUUUACUGGGAUUCAGAGAUUUGGUUCUGAUGAAACUUUCAUUGGAGGAGCUCUUAUCUGCUCACCUGUCCCUGCUACCUACAACCAUUACACAGAUGUUACUCAUUCUACAGGGGGUCCAUGAACCUAGAGGACUCUCUAGGGAAUACUGCCGACUGGAGAGAAUGGUGGAGAUGGUUGUUAGUCCAUAUUUGUGGAACUCCAAACACACACAGGGCUGUAAUGAACACACCAUACUGAGGGGGCACCAUGGCCAUCCAGAGAUAAGGAUUACCCAGUAUAUCUCUGAAAACUCUUUACUGGCUCCACUACUAGAGCAGGAAGGAGAGGUCUAUCUGGAGAAGAUGGGUGGCCUACGGCGCCACACAGUGGCCAAUGCACACUCUGACAUGCGGUUGUUGUCUGUCUCAAACCAGGUGCAUUCUGAGAUAUGUGAUGACAGCCAUAUGAUAGAUGAAGUCAGGGGAGAGGUGGAUUCAGACAUAUCCCACGUGAGCCACACAUUUUAG